Aphidius gifuensis is the source of this 1776-nucleotide messenger RNA. Its product is annotated as guanine nucleotide-binding protein-like 3 homolog. The transcript has 3 exons. Lineage: Eukaryota; Metazoa; Arthropoda; Insecta; Hymenoptera; Braconidae. Gene Ontology annotation, molecular function: GTP binding. The coding region runs from base 107 to 1456 and encodes 449 amino acids. The record is from RefSeq and is a predicted model, not a curated record. Gene Ontology annotation, cellular component: nucleolus.
GUGUGCUUUCAGCAAAUUCCACAAAUUCUUUCAACACAUGCCUGAAAACUGAAUUUUAUUAUUGAGGUUAUAUCUAAUUAAUAACAAUUUUGAAUUAUUAUCAACAAUGGCAAAGCUUUGUUUAAAAAAACCGAGCAAAAGAAUUGAAGCUCGUCAGAGAUACAAGGUAGAAAAAAAAGUUAGAGAACACAAUAAAAAAAUUAGAAAAAUAAAUAAAAAAAAGGGAAAAAAAACGUCGAAACCAUUGCUUGUACCAAAUCAGUGUCCAUUUAAAAAUCAAAUUUUAGAAGAAAUUGAGAUUAUGAAACGUGAUGAAGCAAAGCUGAUCAAAAAAUACAAGUCUAAUGAUCUGGAGGGUCUUGUAUCUUCAGCGUACAACAAACAAAUUGCACAUGAGUUAUCAUUGUUGGAAAAUAAAAAAUCAGAACUUCCAGUUAUGAGAAGAGAAGAAAAUUCAUUAAAAGCAUAUUAUAAAGAAUUUAAAAAAGUAAUAGAUUCAGCUGAUGUUAUACUUGAAGUUGUGGAUGCACGUGAUCCACUUGGUACACGUUGUAAACAUGUUGAAGAAGCUGUUAGAUCAGCAAAAGGAAAUAAAAAAUUAGUUCUUGUGUUAAAUAAAGCUGAUCUUGUACCACGUGAUAAUCUUGAUCAAUGGUUACGUUAUUUACGUGCAAGUUUACCAGCAGUUGCAUUCAAAGCAUCAACUCAGGAUCAAUCUAAAAAACUUGGACGUAAAAAAUUGGGUUUAAAAAAUGAAAAAAUGAUACAAAGUGGUACAUGUUUUGGUGCUGAAUUAUUACUAUCAUUACUUGGCAAUUAUUGUCGUAAUGGAGAUGGUGCUAAAAGUAGCAUACGUGUUGGUAUUGUUGGUUUGCCAAAUGUUGGUAAAUCAAGUAUAAUUAAUUCUUUAAAAAGAAGUAAAGCAUGUAAUGUUGGUAGUACACCUGGUGUUACCAAAGCAAUGCAAGUUGUACAAUUAGAUACAAAAGUUAAACUACUUGAUUCACCUGGUAUUGUAUUUGCUGAUAGCAAUGAGACAAAUGAAACAUCAGUUGCAUUAAAAAAUGCUGUUAAAAUACAAGCUCUUAAAGAUCCAUUUACACCAGCAACUGCAGUAUUAAGAAGAAUACCAAAACAAAAAAUAAUGGAACUUUAUGACAUAUUGGAUUUUUCAACACCUGAUGAAUUCUUUGCUAAAAAAGCAGCAAGAAUGGGAAUGUUUAAAAGAGGUGGUGUACCAGAUAGUAUGGCAGCUGCACGUGGUAUUCUUAAUGAUUGGAAUUCUGGUAAAAUCAGAUAUUGUACAGUACCACCAGAAGUUGCUGAUACACAAAUUUCAUCAACAAUUGUCAUGAAAGAUACUGAAGAAUUUGACAUUGAAAAGUUCACUGCUGAUGAAAAAAUGAUGUUGGAUGAUAUUGCAGAAGAUAAUAUUGAUACUGCAAUGAUUGGAUAAUUAAAUUAACCAAUUCAUAAUUAUUUUUAAUAUUUAUUUUUUCUUAAUUAAUGAAUAAUAAUAAUUAAAAAAAAAAAAAAAACCUUAGUUUUUGAUAGAUUAUAAUAUUUAUUUAAUUAUAAUUUUUCAAUAUAAUUAAGUUAAAAAAAAAUAAAAAAAGAUUAUUUUUCAUACAAAUGAUAAAUAUUACCAAGAUGUUUUUUAAAAUUACAUGCAUCUGUGAUGUAAAAUUUUUGUGUAAUAUUUUCUGCAUCAUUAAGUACACUUUGUACCUGUUUAUGUAAAAUUUUCAUUUGUUCAGCAAUAAAAUAAAUAUUGUU